UCAGAGAAGAACGUUUCUUCUGCCUCUUCCUCCUCUGGUGGCUUUUGUCUCUCUGUGAGUGGCCCUGUGGCAGUAAGACCGACAGUUAAUUUAGCACAGCCAAGAGUCAUACUGCCACAGCUAUAGUCGUGGUCCUCAGGAGAAUAUUGCCCACCCACUACUGGAUCAAGAUGCUACGACGGAAACCAUCCAACGCAUCUGAAAAGGAGCAGCCCCAGGUGCAAAAGAAGAAGCUGACUCUGCAAAGGUCCAGCAGCUUCAAAGACUUCAUGAAGCCAAAGCCGUCGGCACCCAUAGUGAGCUCUGAGGCUACACUGGAUGAAACGCAGCUGGAGGAUGCACCACCGGAGGAUUCAGGGAAAAGUAACGGGAAACUGGGAAAGAAAUGGAGAAAUGUCAUAACUCGCACAAUGACCCGUAAAACCUCCAAGAUGGUACAGAAAGCCCUUGCAGAGGGGUGCACUGACAUUUUACAAAACACACAGAAAGGAGACAUCAUCCAGAUCAUUGAGAAACCACCAGUAGGCACCUGGACUGGUAAACUCAACAACAAAGUGGGCUCCUUUAAAUUCAUCUACGUCACAAUACUACCAGAGGAGGACACACCACCAAAGAGGAAGCGAUGCCGGAGUCAAGGACGCAAGAACAAGUCCAAACCACAAACCUUGGAGGAAGUUCUGGAGAGAAUAGGCCUAACUGAGCUGGGAUCUCUCCUGUCCAUGCACGGCUUCCAGAGUUUGGAGGAUUUCAGAGGUCUGAAGGAGUCCCAUAUGAACGAACUAAACAUUACUGACCCCGAGCAACGUGUGAAGAUACUGAAAGCAACAGAAUUGUUUCACGACUCGGAGGACGAAUCCGAUGCAGAGGAGCAAAAGACUGAAAUGCCACGGGACUCGGGUUGUUACGAAAGCACAGAGAACCUGGCAAACGGACGUGAGGAGCCCCAGGUGGAAUCCCAACCGGAGCCGGAGACUGAUCCGGACACAGAAACAAAGCUCAAUGCGAUUCAGGAACAACUGGAGGAGAUGAAGGUGGAGGAGAGUCCUGAGAGCCCAACAGAGUGAAGCCACCAGAAUGUUCUUUUGAUCUCUCUGAUGGAGAGUGUCAUAUCCACGUGCUGGAUUAAAUUCAUGAAAAAAAACUUUGAUAUGCACAGCCCAUACUACAGAAGCCAAUAGGUCUUCUUAGAAGAUGGUAUAGAGAUCUUGAAGGUACCAUCAUUUAUUCUCGCUGAGAUUAUUGUUCAGGAAGACCCAAAAAAUCUGGAAACUGAAACAAAGUUGUAGGAUUUUGAAAAACAGACUGCAUGAAGUCAUAUUCCAUGGAUUAAACCUACGGCUAUGUUAUUACAUCUUAAAAUAAGAAGAAUGCUGGUACCCCAAAUAUUGAUUUUACUCCACUUAGGUUAAAUAUUUAAGCCAUUUUUUCUGGUAAAGCGUUGAUGUGCAUGACCGAACUGUGAUUCUCUAAUAUCUGAGAAGUUUCAUCAUCAUACCUUUAGCUAUGAAGUAGCAUUUUAUUUACUACUGUUCUAUGGUUUCUGCUGGAAUGAAUGUAUAGAGUAACACAAUUGGUGCGCUCAAAAAUUUUUUUUUUUUUUUUGUCAGGCAUGAAAGAGGAAAAGCACAUUGUUCAGUUUUAUUUUGCUUCUGUUUUGGUUCCUGUUUAUGGUAAUAGUUGUUAUAAUAUGUUUUCAAAGCCAUUGUUGUUUUGAUUGUAUUCCGUUUUAGCCUUCCGUUUGUCAUUUAUAUUAAUGUCUAUACUUUCACAGUUUUUUUUUCUGCUAGUUUUGUCUGUGUUCUCGAAGAAAAAGAAACUACGCCACAAAGAGAUUGUAAUAAUACCAUAUAAUUUAAUGAACAUACAUAUACACACAAAUUCAUAAGUAGAAAGUGAAGAAUACGAGGAUAUACAUGAUCACAGUGUUAUUACCAAGCAAAGUGAACAUAACUCAAUUCGUGAUGAUGUAUAAUGUGUACGUUAUGCAUCGCAUCCAAAUAUCUAGAGCAGACCAUCUUUUGCUAAUAUUCCAAACUUAUACAUUACACCGACUUGGCAUUAAAGUUUCUGAUUUUGUUGCACCUCAUUUAGUAAAUUAGUAUAUUAUGACAUGUUUCAUGAUUGUAAAAAAAGUGGGAUUCAUUCAGUGCAGUUUUAAGCACAUUCCCAUUUACCUUCGGCCUAGCAAAUUAAUAUUCACAUCUUCCAUACACACACAAUCAAUCAUCACAAUUGUUCACACCACAGUACUCACAAAAAUCCCAUCUGCUGUAACUUAAACAUGAUCUGAUAGAAGCACAGUCUGUUGGUUUCUGAAGAACUACAUUUCCUGCAAUAAAGGACUUUUACCCUC
This is a messenger RNA of Sinocyclocheilus grahami, 2353 nucleotides long. Its product is annotated as SAM and SH3 domain-containing protein 3-like. Gene Ontology annotation, molecular function: protein binding. The transcript has 6 exons. The coding region runs from base 171 to 1064 and encodes 297 amino acids. The record is from RefSeq and is a predicted model, not a curated record. NCBI's taxonomy places the organism in Eukaryota, Metazoa, Chordata, Actinopteri, Cypriniformes, Cyprinidae.